AUGGCCCCUUCAGUUACUGAGACAGUCGGACUUCGCUCCGCGACGUUUACCGUGCCUCUCAAGACCGACACAGGCCAUAACAAAGAGAACCUUAUUGGAUACAAGUAUGAGAAAGACGCCGAGCUCAAUGGGACAGACAAGAUUGCUCCAGCCUCAUACCCCAACUACCUACCCGUGUGGGACAACGAAACACAGAGAUACCCACCCCUAACUAUUUUCGAGCACUACGAUCACGGCAAAGAUGCAGACCCCAGCUUCCCCGAUCUCCUACCCAAGGGCCAAGCCGAAGUCGACGAAAUCACACCCUUCAUUGGCACAGAAGUCAAAGGCGUGCAACUGAGCAAGCUAUCCAAAGCAGGCAAAGACCAGCUUGCGCUAUUCGUCGCUCAGCGCCGCGUCGUCGCCUUCCGUGAUCAAGACUUCGCUUCCCUCCCAAUCCAAGAAGCAGUCGAUUACGUCGGGUACUUUGGCCGCCACCACAUCCACCAAACAUCCGGCGCUCCCAAAGGCUUCCCAGAAGUCCAUCUUGUCUUCCGUGGUGCUGACGACCGCACUGGUAGCAAGUUCCUUGAGCAGCGCACGAAUACUAUCACUUGGCACAGCGAUGUGACCUUUGAGAAGCAGCCGCCUGGCACUACCUUCCUGUAUGUACUGGACGGGCCAUCGACGGGUGGAGAUACGCUCUUCGGAGAUAUGGUACAGGCGUAUAAGCGACUUUCGCCGGAAUUCCGGAAGCGACUGCAUGGGUUGAGGGCUGUGCAUUCGGGGGCUGAACAGGUGAAUGCUAGCUUGAAUGGGGGUGGGAUUGCGAGACGGGAUCCUGUUACUUCGGAGCAUCCUAUUGUGAGGACACACCCUGUCACUGGAGAGAAGGCUCUUUAUGUGAACCCGCAGUUCACUCGGUAUAUUGUCGGCUACAAAAAGGAAGAGUCGGAUUACUUGCUUAAGUUCUUAUUUGAUCAUGUGGCGCUUUCGCAAGAUCUGCAGACCCGGAUUCGUUGGAAAGCCGGCACUGUUGUGGUUUGGGAUAAUCGGUUGGCUUGUCACUCUGCUGUUUUCGAUUGGGAGGAUGGCCAGAGAAGACACAUUGCUCGUCUGACCCCACAGGCUGAGCAGCCCUACGAGACACCGUUUGAGGAAUGA
Penicillium pulvis is the source of this 1143-nucleotide messenger RNA. RefSeq names its product TauD/TfdA dioxygenase family protein. The record is from RefSeq and is a predicted model, not a curated record. Gene Ontology annotation, molecular function: 2-oxoglutarate-dependent dioxygenase activity. Gene Ontology annotation, cellular component: cytoplasm. Lineage: Eukaryota; Fungi; Ascomycota; Eurotiomycetes; Eurotiales; Aspergillaceae. The transcript is spliced from 5 exons. The coding region runs from base 1 to 1143 and encodes 380 amino acids.